This is a messenger RNA of Funneliformis mosseae, 447 nucleotides long. The record is from the annotation of a GenBank genome assembly. Lineage: Eukaryota; Fungi; Glomeromycota; Glomeromycetes; Glomerales; Glomeraceae.
AUGGCUAAUGAUGAAGCCAGCGUUGCUCACAAACUUUUCUUUGGGAAGUUUCCGAGUCCAAAUAGCAAUGCUCGAGGAAUUUUAACACCCAUUUUGAAAUUUAUAAAUAACUUUUCUGUUAAUAGACGUCCCUGUUUCGUUACAAGUCUUGUUGAAGAAAUUGUGAUAGUCGAAAAUGAAAUGGAAAAUUUCACACUAAAUAAGUUAAAGAUGUUUUUACACACGAAAAUACUUAUUCUGCUUAUAAAAGAAUGCUUGAUAAUCUGUUUCUCAGCUGCAGCACUUAAUUAUGUCAGCAUUCAUUGGCACCGAUAUAGAGUUGAAGAGUUUCUCAGUAGAUUGAAUAUUGUCAGUGAUGGAAUAAUCGGAUUGGAGUUGAAGUACAAAAGAAAGUUUAGAGAUGAAAUAGAUGUUUUUGAAAGCCAUGAUCAAAGAGAAUUUAUUUGA